UGGCAUUGAUCGUGGAUGAUUUCAUCUGGGUAAGAAUUUUCACCGCACUUGUUGUACUUGUUGUAGUGUGCACCGUCAAGUAUUACUAUUCAUGGUAUACACGGGAGAAUCCAAUUCCUGGACCAUUUCCUUUACCUUUAAUAGGAAAUUUACACCAGUUGGGACUGGAUAUGGGGAAAGGAGCGCUCAAAUUACAAAAGGAGUUUGGGGACAUAAUAAUGAAUUCUCCCUUCUCAUACUUUUUUAACCCAGGAUUGGAGGAACUUCAUCUAACAGAUUCCGAUGCCGAAUUAGAUAGGAUUAUCUGUAACAGAAAACGAGAAAUCAAAAGUGCCCUUCUUGAUCAACCUAUAGAGAACAACGUAUUAGAUUUAUUAAUCGCUUUAAAUACUGAAAUGGAUACCCCUAAGAUCACUGGUAUCGAUAAUAAGAGACCGUUGACUAACAUAGAAAUUUCCAGCGCGUUAAGGGAAAUCUUUUCUGGAAUGGACACGACCCGAAACGUAAUGUGUUAUCACAUGUUUUACAUUAAUAAAUAUCCCCAAGUUAAAGAUAAAUUGAUUCAAGAAUACGAAUCGAUCUACGGGGAUCUAAACAAGAAAUUAGAUGUUACCUACGAAUCACUUGAUAAAUUAGUUUAUACCGAAGCCAACAAGAAAGAAACGACCGUGUUUACGAAUUUUACCGGCAUUCAUCAUCAUAAAGAUGAUUGGGUUGAACCCGAAAAGUUCAAUCCUGAUAAAUUUUUAAAAAAUGGUGAUCAUACGAUCGUUAAGAAUUCUAAUUUGACUUUUCGAGAGGGUAUUCGAAUUUGUCCGGGAAGGCAUUGGGCCAUGGAAAAUAUGAAAAUUUUA
Molecule: messenger RNA, 854 nt
Organism: Funneliformis caledonium
Lineage: Eukaryota; Fungi; Glomeromycota; Glomeromycetes; Glomerales; Glomeraceae
Source: the annotation of a GenBank genome assembly